Molecule: messenger RNA, 2198 nt
Organism: Cajanus cajan (pigeon pea)
Lineage: Eukaryota; Viridiplantae; Streptophyta; Magnoliopsida; Fabales; Fabaceae
Product: homeobox protein SBH1
Biological process (GO): regulation of DNA-templated transcription
Cellular component (GO): nucleus
Molecular function (GO): DNA binding; DNA-binding transcription factor activity, RNA polymerase II-specific
Source: RefSeq, a predicted model, not a curated record
AAUGGAGAGAGAAAGAAGUGUUGAUUCCGUGCCCCAUAAACAUAAACCUAUCCAUCUAUCCCUUCUCCAUCCAUGGUCAGAAGUAGGUAACUUGUUUUCUCUUCCUCGAUUUGAUCGUUCCUUCUCUCCGAAACUUGGUUUCUCUCUCUCUCCUGUUUUGUUUUACGCCAGGAAUAGCAGCGUAUCAGUGGCAGUGCAGGAAAAGAGAGGGAGAGUUUUCAUUGGGAAGGUAAAAGCCUUUGUUUGUAGCAGUGCCUUACAUGAACCCUCGCCCCUCUCAUCUUCGGUAACUCUUCGUUUUCUCAGUGUGCCCCGCGUGCGCUCUGCUGUGCCGUGUCUUCUCACUCACAAGUGUAACCGUGUAACCACUAGAAUCAUAGUGAGAGAGAAAGUGCGUGGUUCAUUUCAUUCAUUCAUUCAUUAAUGCUCAAAGGGGUGGAAAGAAAGAAGUAUUAACAUUUAACACCGUGCAGGCUUUGCCAGAAAAGCCAAGUGUGAAAAUCUCUAUGCUACUUACUUCAUGUAACUGACUAUAGCCUCCACUAUCACUAUUUAGGAUUUUCUGUAAAAAGCCUGAUACUUUUCCCAUAAAACCCGGGAGAGCCCUGAAAGACAAACAUCACCAGAGCAACCAGACUUCAUAAAAAAGAGAGAGAAAAAACAUAGGAGGAGAAUGGAGUGUCUUUGUUUUGUUGUAACAUGUAAGGCUAGUGAGUGAACAACUGUAGUGAGCUACAGAAGUUAAUAGUAGGCAAAAAGGAUAAGACAGUAAGUGUGUGUGAGUGUAUGUGUUGACAAGUGAGUGAAUGUGCAAGCCAUGGAGGGUAGUAGUUCUAAUGGCCCUUCUUAUUUGUUGGCUUUUGGAGAAAACAGUGGUGGGCUAUGCCCAAUGACGAUGAUGCCUUUGGUGACUUCCCAUCAUGCUGCUCAUCAUCCAAUAAAUCCUAAUCCUAGUAAUAAUACUAAUAAUAAUGCAAAUACAAACUGUCUCUUCAUUCCCAACUGCACUAACAGUGAAACUCAUCCUUCUAUCAUGCUUGACAAUAACCACAACAACACCACCGAUGACAACAACACUGGGUUAGGGUACUAUUUCAUGGAGAGUGGUCACCACCACCACCACCGCAACAACAAUGGGAGCUCCUCCUCUUCCUCUUCUGGGGUCAAGGCCAAGAUCAUGGCUCAUCCUCACUAUCACCGUCUCUUGGCAGCCUACGUCAAUUGUCAGAAGGUUGGAGCACCGCCUGAAGUGGUGGCAAGGUUAGAAGAAGCAUGCGCUUCAGCAGUGUCAAUGGCAGGUGAUGCAGCUGGAUCAGGUUGCAUAGGUGAAGAUCCAGCUUUGGAUCAGUUCAUGGAGGCUUACUGUGAGAUGCUGACCAAGUACGAGCAAGAACUCUCCAAACCCUUGAAGGAAGCCAUGCUCUUCCUUCAAAGGAUCGAGUGCCAGUUCAAAAAUCUUGCAAUUUCUUCCUCAGACUAUGCUUGUAACGAGGGUGGUGAUAGGAAUGGAUCAUCUGAAGAGGAUGUUGAUCUACACAACAUAGAUCCCCAGGCAGAGGACAGGGAAUUGAAGGGUCAGCUUUUGCGCAAGUACAGCGGAUACUUGGGCAGUCUGAAGCAAGAAUUCAUGAAGAAGAGGAAAAAGGGAAAGCUACCUAAAGAAGCAAGGCAACAAUUACUUGAAUGGUGGAGCAGACAUUACAAAUGGCCUUACCCAUCCGAAUCACAGAAGCUGGCACUAGCAGAGUCGACAGGUCUGGAUCAGAAGCAAAUAAACAACUGGUUUAUUAAUCAAAGGAAACGGCACUGGAAGCCUUCAGAGGACAUGCAGUUUGUGGUGAUGGAUCCAAGCCACCCACACUAUUACAUGGAUAAUGUUCUAAACAAUCCCUUUCCCAUGGAUCUCUCCCACCACAUGCUCUAGAAAAUUAUCCUUUGAAUACAAUGUGUUCAUGUCACAUUCAUGAGCUCGUGCUGUCACCUCAAACCUUAAAAUUAUUAUGUAUUUCAUAUGAGUGUAGAGCUCAUAUAAGCAUUCUAAGAAAUCCUUGAUUGCUAUACUAAAUAUAAAUAGUACGCAGGUGUAUACUGCUACCUUUUAGACGUUCCUUAUGUGGAUCCUCUAGUGAGACAUGAUAUUUACGGAGUUAUAUAUGAAAAAAUAAAAUUGGCUAAAGUAUCAAUUGUUGUUUCCGCAC